Molecule: messenger RNA, 2132 nt
Organism: Cinara cedri
Lineage: Eukaryota; Metazoa; Arthropoda; Insecta; Hemiptera; Aphididae
Source: the annotation of a GenBank genome assembly
ACUGAACAUUUUGAAUGAACUGAGAUUUCCUUUCAUUCUAACAAUCUUUUUGUUACAUCUGAAAGUCGAAUUAUUUCGUAAAAUUAUUCACAAAUAGUUGAUAUAGCUUUUUGAUUCUUUGAAUGUUUUAGUAAAAAAAAUGUUUAAUAGUUCCGUAGCCGUAAAUACAGUAAUGGGACUAAUGUCUCAUUUGAAUGCUUCUGAACUCAAAGAAAUACUUAAUGACGAUAGUAAAUUUGAACAAUAUGCAAGUGAAUUAAAACCGGUAAGUACUUAAGAUUACUAACACUACUUAUUUUCAUUGCCUUCCUGUUAAAAAUGUUCACAUUUUUUUUUGUUUUAGAACAAAGAAAUAGAGACUGAAAAGGAAAUGUUGAUUGCGAGUAAUCGAUCUUUGGCUGAUUUUAAUCUUACUAAAGAACCAGAAUUAAUUAGUGGUAAAGAAAGAUUAUGUGAAAUGUACGAGGAUGCAGAAAAACUAUACAAGAGUGUUACACAAAAAGUAAAUACUAUAAGUAAGUAUAUUAAAUUAUAGUAGUCCACAUGUAUUAACUAUAAACAACACCCAUUCAAAUGCCAUAAUAUGUGUGAUUUCAAUUAUUUUUCAAUUAUAUAACUUAAAUCUUUACUAAAAUAGAUUGUUAUACAUAAAUGCAAGAUAAAUUAUUAGGAUAUACCUAUCGGGUUAGUUUUAAACCUAACUUAUUAUAAUAUACAAGUUGUUUUUUUUUUUAACAGUAGAUCCAUAGAUCAUGUAUUCUCAUCUAUUGAGCAUACUUUGUCCCGUGAAUAAAUUUGUCUAAAUAUGAGUACAUUAUAAAUGAUAAUAGCAAUUUAAUCUCUGAGUUUUAUUUUAUUCAAAUAUAAUAAUUUAUACAAAUAAUAUAGCCAAUAAAGGUAUUAACCAGGGCCAAUAUUUGUAUGCAUUUGCAUUUAUUAUUGGUUGGUUAAAAAAAUAUCUUAUUUAUACUAAGAUGUGUUUCAUGAUCAAACGAGUCUUUACACAUUUUUAGAGCAUGUUUUAAUAAUUGCAUACAUAUUUAAGAUUUUGUAUAUAUUUAAGACAUUUUAAACACAACAAACAGGCUGAUUAUAUACUUUAGGUACCCGUGUUUUAGACAAUAUAAUAUUAUUUAAUAAUUUGUUCAUGAAUCAUUUACAAUAUAAAAUAUAAAUAAGCUAAAAUAUUAAAAUAAAUUAGAAUUUAUUUGUGUACCAAUAAGCUGCACUGAUUUAUUAACGACUAUUGGUAAUUUUAUCUUAUGGGCGGUGUAAAUAACGCUCGUGCACCUGUUUGAAGGUUAAUAGGUUUUUAGGAAAUAUUUUUGUCAGAUAGUAACAACUUAUAACUAAUAAAAUAACAUUACCAAUAAAUUGCAUUUAUAAAAAUGAAUCAUACUUGUAAUAAUUUUAACAAGUGUCACAUUUUAUUGAAAUAGGUACUUGAAUAUCAUUAGAAUUGUAUUAGUAUUCUAUUACUCAAUAAUUGUUUACCCAUUUUUUUUUUUUUUUUUUAAUUUUUAUAAAAUUAAAUAAUUUAUUUAAAAUAAAGAAAUUUUAACUUAAUAUUUGAAUAGAUUGUAAUAAAUGUAUUGCUUAUAAAUUAUGUGCUUUAUUUAUUUAGAUUAUAAAAGUAUAUUGCCCUUUUAAAAAUAAUAUAUAAUAUAAUCAAUUUAUUUUUCAGAACAACAGAUGGGUAGUAUGAAUCCAGAAACUAUAUUAGCUGUGUUACAAACUUCUGCCUGUGAAACUGAAGAAGAUUCAGAUGUGAGCUCUAAAUCUUAUAAAAUUAUAAAAUAAUUGUUUAAAUUAAUUUUUAUUAUUUUAGAAAUUAGCUGAACAGUUUUUAAGUGGUGCAACUGACUUAGAUGGGUUUUUGGAAGAGUUCCUUAAAAAGCGUAAGGAUAUGCAUAUGCGUAAAGCUAAAGCGGAUAAAAUGACCGAAUUGCUGAGCAGACGCAAUAGUUCCUACAGGCCAAUAAGCGAUAAUAUCCAACAUUCAUUUUCUGGAUAUCCACAAAUUGGAUAUCCUCCUGUACCUUAUUACCAAUCAGCUCCAAUGCCCUAUCCAAAUGUACCUGUUAAUAUGCCCAUGCCAGGUAAUCCAUUCAUAAACAGACACUUUUAAAAUA